ACGUCUUUACCCAACAAUCAACAUGCCUGAGCAUCGGUGUAUUGUUCCUGCAUGCACAUCGGGAUAUGAUUCUUACGUUGACAAAUAUCAUUUUUUUACGGUCCCUAAAGAUGAUACUAGACUUGCCCAAUGGACAAAAGCUAUACCCAGAAAGGAUUUUAUAAUAAAACCCAAACAAGUAGUUUGUGAGUUGCAUUUUCGAGAAGCUGACAUAAUAAGGAAAAAAAUUAUGACUGAUACUAGUGGCAAAGUCCUUACUGAGAUGAAUAAUUAAUAAGUAUCUUAAUAUAUUUUAUUUUUAUGAAUAAA
This is a messenger RNA of Sipha flava (yellow sugarcane aphid), 309 nucleotides long. RefSeq lists its product as uncharacterized. The transcript has a single exon. The coding region runs from base 23 to 274 and encodes 83 amino acids. The record is from RefSeq and is a predicted model, not a curated record. Gene Ontology annotation, molecular function: sequence-specific DNA binding. NCBI's taxonomy places the organism in Eukaryota, Metazoa, Arthropoda, Insecta, Hemiptera, Aphididae.